Molecule: messenger RNA, 321 nt
Organism: Coregonus clupeaformis (lake whitefish)
Lineage: Eukaryota; Metazoa; Chordata; Actinopteri; Salmoniformes; Salmonidae
Product: UPF0449 protein C19orf25 homolog
Exons: 2
Coding region: 1-321 (106 amino acids)
Source: RefSeq, a predicted model, not a curated record
AUGGGUGCUAAAAAUAAGAAGCGAGUGGUGCUUCCUAGUCGACCAGAUCCGCCCACUGUGGAUCAAAUUCUUGAGGACAUCAACAGAGCCUUUCAGAAUGAUCCAGUCUUCAGCGUCUUGGAGGAUGCCAACCAAGAUGCCAAGAGGGGGUCAUCAGACAAUGAAGUGGAGACAAAGUACCUUCAGAGCUGCAGGUACUUGGAGAUGAAUGAGCGGCUUCAAGAGGUCAGAGGUGAACUUGUGCAACGGAGGGAGGAACUCCGGACAGCCGGAGAGCAGUUGGGGAUCAGUGUGGCCGAGGUCAAAGGAAAAGCCCUCUAA